UAUAGGUACUGAAUGAAUCAUGAAUGUCCGAGUGAAGGGAAAAUUUUGGAGCAUUACAUUUUUUAUAAUAUUCAUAACAAUUUUUGAAAAUGAAUGUUACGAAAAAACGUUGCGGAAAAUUGUGCGCAACCAAUCAAAAAUGGUGCAAAGGCCGUUCAGUGAGUCUGGCAAUGAUUUUAAGAAUCUGAAACUAAAUAAUAAGGUAAUUUACCCAGGGUAUGCGCAAAAAAAAUCAACUGUUCAUAAAAUGCAGAGACUGAAAAUGCCUACCAUCUUAACUAAUGAAAUCGUGCAUCCAUUCGACCUUCGGACAGCACGGAAUGCUAUUAACUUGUUCCGGCGAAGAGAAGAGAGUUCCAUUCUACCAGGAGCGAUUUCGAAUGAAUUCCUUAAUACAAGUAAUGUGGCUAUACCUACGUCAAUUUUUUUCCCCCCGGCCGAGGAAAAGGUUCCGUCUAGCUCAGAACAAGACAGCUCGAUGAAAUAUAACGUGGUAACUUCCGAUAAAUCUGCUAUCAACGACAAGCUUCUGGCAAAAAGUGUUAUUUCUAGUACAGAAACAACCAACGAUGGAGAAUUUGAAGCCAAUGCAAUUGAACUAAACUUGACAUAUUACGAUACAGGUGUUAAAAAGGCUGAUUUCUUUUCCAACAAAGGUUCAGCAAAAGUGACUAUAAGCAAUAAUAAAUCUUGGCAUAUACCAUUUAGUUGCACAGAAUUUCACGAAUUUAAAGCAGAUAUUGACGCCCAAGAAAAAUUUAACGAGUUUAACAUUGAGCCAUCAUGGAUUGGCAACAAACAUUUUUGGAAUCUUGUUUACGAAGGUCGCUAUGAGGCUCUUAUGAGGGACGCCCAGUGGCCUGCAUUGAAAGUAAUAUUAGUGCCACGGUCGCACGUCGACACAAUUUGGAAACAACCCUUUGAAAACCUCCAUAAGAACGCAGCGCGUAAGAUUAUAUCGAACAUAGUGAAAAAGCUUCAAUUUUACUCCAAUCUAACGUUCUCUUGGAAUGAGGUGUCGCAUUUGAGUCAGUGGUGGCAAAAUGCUCGACAAAAGAGUCGAACGGCUCUGCGUAGACUAGUUGAGGAAGGACGACUAGAAAUCACAACAGGUGGAUGGGUACAAACUGAUGAGGCCACAUCACAUUUAUUCGGGAUCCUACAUCAAUUAAUUGAGGGUCACCAAUGGUUAUUGUAUAAUUUAAACUAUUCGCCAGUGGUGGCUUGGCUGACCAACAGUGUGACACACAGCCCUACCCUGCCUUAUAUUCUAUCAGCAUCGGGAAUCUCCAACCUAGUUUUAACAAAUAUGCAUUUCUCCUGGCAACAAUACCUCACCGAGUACCAGUACACUGACUUCGUAUGGGUUCAAAAUUGGGACACAGAUAAAACUGCUCACACAAACCUCAACGAAGCUUUGAACAGGAUUGGCAACGAUCGUUAUCCAAAGCAUUCUGUUAUCACCCACUAUUUGCCAUUCAAUUCUGAUGGAUUUAAAGCUUGCGGUCCGGAAGGUGAACCAAUAUGUGACAUGGAAUUUAAUUUUAUCGAUUCUUCUACCCAAGAUUUAAAUACAUUUAACCUCAAAGUGAAGGCUGAGAAAUUGUUAGAGCAGUAUUCAAAAGCGGGCACGAUAUCGUCACACAAUGUGAUUAUUUCGCCGUUAGGAGGUGACCAUCAUUACGAAUCUCAAACGGAAUUUGACUUUCAGUACAAUAACUAUCAAAAAAUUGCGGAUUACGUAAAUCUUAAUCAUGAUAUUUAUAAGGCUACGAUCAAAUUUGGGACGAGUAAAGAUUAUUUCAAAAACAUACUGUCGAAGCAAAACAGUUUCCCCAGUUUGAAAGGCGACUUCCUAAAUUUUGCUGACAUCAGGGACGGCAGACCUGCAUAUUGGACAGGAUAUUUUUCUACGCGAUCUUUGUUAAAAAUUAUCUUGAGACGUCUUCACUCAACGUUACGAAGUACCGAAAUACUGUUUUCUUUCGCUCUCAAUUUCAACGCUUUCAAUUCAUACAAAGUAUCAACGUUAUAUGAACGUUUGCUGAACGCUCGUGAGUCUGUCGCUCGUCUUCAAGACCGAAAUGUUGUAAGUGGCACAUUGACGGUUAAUGCACUUAGGUAUGUCCAACAACAAGUGAUUAAGACUUCUAGAGAUUGCUGGUCCAUUCAAGAGACUGCCGCUAGCUUAAUCAGUUCGAAACCAGCUCAAAAUGAGACGUAUCUCGAAAAAUAUAUUUACAGGGAAGGAGAAUUUAUAACUUCUUAUAAAUCAGUGACACCCGGUGACCAAAUAUAUAUAUUUAAUUCCCUAAAUCAUGAGAGAAUCGAAAUCGUGGAACUCCUAACCAGACACCCAAAUGUAAGAAUCAUAGAUCACAUUGAAAAUGAAGUGCAAAUACAAAUUAACCCUGUAUGGAAAUUUGGUUUGGAGAAAAGAGUUAGAAUUUCGAGCCAUUUUUUUAAGAUGACUUUUAUAGCCAAAGUCCCACCGCUAGCGUUCGUGUUGUUUAAAAUAGAAAGGAUUCUUCAUGUCACACACAAUGCUGCUACGAUUUAUUGUACGUCUUGCGUUGUCGAUAGAUUUGAUGAUGCAUCUGACUUUGUUUUCAACGUGCGUCCUUUAGAAACAGGUGACAUUCAACUGGAAAGUUACAGGUAUCGAAUUGUUAUCGAUGAACAUACAGGAUUUUUAAAAACUGUAACUCAAAAAUUGUCUAUUGAACAACCUGUUGUUGUAGAUUUUGGAGCAUUUACUAGUGCUAGUGUAAAUUCUGGCAUGUUUUUGUUUAAUACGAAUACCUCUAAACCUAUGGAAGACAUACUAUCACCGUUCAGACAAAGCGUUGAAUCGAGAGCUAUUAUAAUUGUUUCGGGUCAAAUUACUACUGAAUUGACAUCGCUUUACGGAAAUGUUCUGCAACAUACUGUUAAAAUAUUCAAUGUAAUGAAAAAUCCUCUCGCUGAUAUUAUAAAGCUGGAGACGAAAAUAAAUUACGACGUAGCACCUAACAGAGACACGGAAAUGUUUCUAUCUCUUCAAACGGUCAUCGGGAACGGCAAUCCUCCAGAAAUCUUCAUUGAUAAUAACGGCUUCCAAUACACAGCACGAAACAUUAACGUCAGUAGAAGCAUAGAAUCAAAUGUGUAUCCUUUUACAAGUAUGGCUUACAUACAGGACCAAAAAACUAGGUUGACAAUCCUUAGUGACCACGCUCAAGCUGUGACAGCUUUACAAGAGGGUCAAUUGGUGCUUAUGCUGGAUAGGAGGGUGCAUUAUGAUGAUAAUCAAAGGCCAAAUGAAGGAACCGCUGAAAACAGUAUGACCACACACACUCACUACCUGCUACUAGAGAAUUUCAUUGAGAAUAAGAAUAGCUUCGACGAAGUCUUUUCUAAAACUGAUUUAAAAUUGCCCAGUCAUACAGCGCUAUACUUGGCGGACACUCUUAAUUACAACUUAGAUAUUUACUUCAUCGAUGCAAAUAGAACUCAUUUAUGCCACUACACGUAUCUGCCUUUGAUUAAAACAUCUUUCCCAUGCGACGUUGCCUUGAUAAAUUACAGGGCAGUUUUGAAUAGGGGUACUCCAGAAAAAUUUAAGCCGAAUGCCGCUUUGAUGACGCUACACAGGCAGAGAUUCUGUUGUCGAAUAGAGAGUGAUGCUAGCAUGCAGUGCAGCAGAGAGAGUUCUUUCAAAUUGGACAAUGUACUUCGUAAAAUCAGAGCGGUUUAUCUGACCAACUUAGUAGGUACGACUGAAGGCGUUCCUGUAACUGUGUUGAAUAAAAUUAAUUUUCCAUCCAUGGAGCUGACGACGUUGCGUAUAUAUUUUUAAUAAGUGCCACUUUUGAGACAAACGAUA
Messenger RNA from Maniola jurtina (meadow brown), 3865 nucleotides. Its product is annotated as alpha-mannosidase 2-like. The coding region runs from base 20 to 3838 and encodes 1272 amino acids. Lineage: Eukaryota; Metazoa; Arthropoda; Insecta; Lepidoptera; Nymphalidae. Gene Ontology annotation, molecular function: carbohydrate binding; alpha-mannosidase activity. Gene Ontology annotation, biological process: protein deglycosylation; mannose metabolic process; N-glycan processing. The transcript has 6 exons. Gene Ontology annotation, cellular component: Golgi membrane. The record is from RefSeq and is a predicted model, not a curated record.